ACUUUAUUGAAUGUAAAAAAUCAAUACAAAACAAUGUUGAACAGUGAACAACAACGAAGGAACAAGCCAGGGGGUUUAUACAUUUUAUGCAUAUAUAUUGAAACUAAUACACAGAUCUAAUGUUUUGAUGGCGUUCUUAUUAUCAGAGUUUCUUAUUGUCUUAAUGUAUUGUUUGAACUCAUUAAUAAAGAUUGAAAAAUGAGGGGUAUGCUAUAGAAUUUUUUUUUUAUUUAUUUAUAGAACACAAUACAAAACAAUACCAGAACAUUUACAUAAAAAUUACAAAAUAUGGCGAAUACAAAAGAGAAUACUAUAAUUGGAAAGGGUAUGCUAUAGAAAGCAUUGUCAUGUGGGCACCGAUGACCUCACCAAGAUGGCGUCGCGCUCCGCCACCAUUGGCCAGGCAUCUCAAGCGGGCGUGUCUCCUCUAGCGGUGUGACUCAUUCCGCCAGCCACUAAACGGCGCUGCCCAGGUCCACCACCAAAAUGUCUCUCGGAAGAAACACUGGUUACCUUUUAUUGGUUCCUCUUACGACAAAUAGCUACCGCCGCCUCAUUUAACAACCAAUGUUGGACAUCGACCGCCGGACAACCGCUCAGCUGCCAAAACCUCACGACAAAUUUCAGUCUGCUGUCCGUGGUGGGUUCCGUCUGUCUGCGUUACAUAAAGAAAAAUGAGGAGAGUGUGGUUGUGCUGACAGCCUGCUCACAAGUGUGAUGGAGGAAAUCGAGGAGCUCUCGCCUCUUCGUGUCGCUUCCACCGUGCAGGCGCUCAGCUCCGCGCUGCGGGGGAACCGAGAAAAUGCUCCCGCUGCAAACCGGAGCAAGGGAGACAGAGUGUUCCCGGAUCCGGAGAAGCUCUGGUUCAAGGAGAGCAGCGCCAAAAACCUGCGGAACCGGGACUUCUUGUCGCCCGCCACUGUGCUCAACACGCUGUACGCGGACGGACAGGUUCCUCCUGCAGUGAUGUCCAGAGUCCUGUCUCUCCGUGGAAGUGGGGUGCUCCCUGUUGCUGGUGCUGAGGUGAUGGGCGAAGGCUUGAGGCUGCGGGUGGACCGGGCUGCUGCCUUUAAGGCCGUCCUUGCAGGUCAAACGGCGGAUUAUCUGAAGCCUUCAAGUCAAAAGGAAGGCUGCGUUUUGAUCAACUGUCCUGCACUUCACCCCAAAAUCUACACACCCACUCCUGAAACGCUGACUCUGGGCCAGUUGAGAACUGUUCUACUGGCUGACCAUAUGGGGGCGCUGUUGAGAAGCCAGGGAUUUUCAGUGUUUUAUUGCCCCAAGCUUCCCAAAGACGGCAACAUCGUCGCCUUCCUUCGAGCGCUCGGAAUUGAUUGGCCAACAGCUGCGGCAGAUUUGACCUAUGAGGAGCAGGAGGAGCAGAUCCUCAAAGCUCUGGAGAGCUCAAUAUAUCGAGAAGAGGGAGCAGAUCGAGGCAGAAAGACCUGCAGAGGAGGAGGAGGAGACGGAGGGAAGAAAGUAGAGGAGGAAGAGGAAAAUGAGGGAGCGCUUCGAAUCAACUUGAAACGUGUUUUCCAAGAGGAGGGGCUGCUGGGAUAUGACCCCAGCCUUGGUACCUGUACAGUUCAGAGAGACAGCAUUUCCCAACUGGCACAACUGGAUUUAUGCACAGCUGACUGCACUGACGUCACUGUCACCGUGUUGCAUGUGACUUCCUGCCAGGACGAGUUCCGCCAGCAGCAGAUGGCGAUGUUGUGGAGAGCGAGUGGAGCGCCGCAUGCACAGAAACAUGUUGUGUGUGGGCCUGUGAAGACUCCUGGUUCUCACCUCACUGCUGCACAGUACCUGCAGCUGAGAAGCGGUCAGAUGAAGGAGGCGUCAGAGAUGAAGUACGGAGAUCAAGUCGAGGGUCAGACGUGGGAUGACAUCAUCAAAGUGAUGACUUCUGCCACGGUCAGGUUUGAGCUGCUGUCGACAGUCCACACCAGUCCAGUGACGCUGGACGUCCAGAAGGAAGGGGGAGUGUCCACAAAGGGACCCCGAGGAGGAGUGUUUGUUAUGUAUAACUGUGCCAGACUGCACACUCUGUUUGACAGCUAUGAGAGAGGAGUUGAGAAAGGUUUGUACCCAGAAAUCCCUGAAGGUUCCCAGCUGGACUUUUCUGCUCUCAAAGAAGAGGGGGAGUGGCUCCUCCUCUUCAAUUACCUCAUUCCCUUCUCUGAGCUGUUGGACCAAUCAGGACAAGCCAUUGGUUAUGAGGGGGGAGGAGCUAGAGCUAACAUCAAGACUGAACAGAUCUGUAAGUUUCUUGUGUCUCUCAGUAAAGACUUCAGCUCGUAUUACAACAGAGUCCAUGUAUUGGGGGAGCCGCUGCCUCACCUCUUCAACCAGAUGUUCUGUCGCCUCUAUCUGCUUCGAGCUUUGAGGGAGCUCUACCACAGCGCUCUGGAGACUCUUAACCUGCCCCCCAUCAGGCAGCUAUAGUCUCCUGUGAAUCCUCUUGUAUUUAAAUUGAACCUAAUGUCUCCUCUGAUGCACACUGCUUCUGUCUAGCGUGUCUUCUUCAAAAAAAGCUAGUUCUCAGCUCAGUUAUUUCAAAGAUGUCAGUGUUGCAAUUAAGUAUUAAUCUUGUGUCUCUUUAAUUCACAGACCAACUGAGAAGCAAACGAGGCUUCAAAAAGCAGACUUUUCAAAUGUUUCCCAGUGUUCUUGGAGCAGCAAGAUCUGGAUGUAGCAUGAGUUCAGCAGUUUCAUUUUAAGAAAGCUGACUGGUUUUAGUGUUUUAUUUUUUUUAUUUAAUCUGACUCCCCUUAUCAGAUGAUUUUGAUGAUGGGGAGUCAGGCUGCUGCAGUCUUAUUCCAUCACAUUCGACUAAGCCCCAGUGAUGCGAAGGUCAGGGUUCGCGCUUCCUGAACUACAGAAAUAAAGUGGUUUUGGUUUGAGUUUAGUGCCAAAAAACAGCAUAAAUAUUUGCUUGUAGGACUCGUGUAACUUUUCAUAGGCUUACAUUUUAAAUGUUGAUAAUUGGAUAAUCUGGAAAAUGAGUUUGGCUUUUAUUUUUUUAUUUUUUUUUACCUUUUAUGAUCGUAAACUUAUAGCUGAGAUCUACAAGUCAGUUCCUAAAUAAAGUUUGAACCUUUGGAACUUUCUCUAAUUCUAGUGAUCUGUUUUUGUGGGAGUUGCCUGUUAGAAAGAGGACAAGUUAUCAUGAUGGUUGUAUUAAAACUACAGUUACAACAAAAUGAAUUUAAUGAAAGUAAACAACACAUCGCCAAAUAUAAAUCUUUGUGUAAAACCAAGAAUUUAUUGUAAUCGCUGCAGAAUGUGCUGUUCACGCCAUCAAAAGCAGUUAGAAUGUCCUCUUUUGUGUUUUUGUAUAAUUAAAUCUAAUUUAAUGUGCACAGAAUUUUAUUAUUAAAUGCAUACAAUUAAGAAAUAAAACUGUGAAGGACAUAUUUAUGUUAAUUGUACAAAAAAACUGGCGUUUUUUUUUUGCUAUUUUGUUUAAGGGUAAUAUUUGAAGGGGUGUAUUUGCAUGAAGCUGGGAUGUGUACAGAUUUUUCUUGAUAAUAAAUAUGUAAAAAAAAAAAAAAAAAAAAGAUGAUCUGACCCUCUUCAGCACUCUUCCUAAAAAUAAAGUGUGUCAUUUAAAUGGUAAUGAAAGAUGGAAAUAUUUCUUGUCAGUUAAAAGCUUAAAGCUGUGAAGAAUAAAUGUAUCCUUCAUCACAAGAUUAUACAGAGACUUUUAUUAUCCUAGGUAACAAAUUGCACUUGUUGUACUAAAGCAAUUAUUUAACAGAGCAGAGGGUUUUUGGAUAAAUAUUCUGUUGUACCACAUGAUAAAUAUAUGAAUAUAUGCCAAAAUGGGAAAAAUAGCAGCCUUAUUUGAUUUUUUUUUCAGUAUUUUUUUUUAUAUAUUCCAUUUUAAAAUGUGCCAUCGCUUAACCUCUACUGUUUUGUCAGUUGUGAUGAUUGCUACAGUUUUCGUCGCAUGCAGAAUGCAGAUGUGUUUAAGCGUCUUUAGGUUUUUCUACUUUCCUUUCAAAUGAGUUCAGAGGGAAUUCAGUUUUUACAAAAGGUUAUUUUUUUUUCACAGAAAAAUGUACAUUAAAUCAAAGGAUGUGCACCAAAAGAGAUAUUAAGACCUUCCUUCUUUUAUUGAAUGCAAACAGUGUGUGUGUGUGUUUGUGUGUAGCAUGCAUAUUAAACUGUACUAUGUCCACAUAGUUGUCUUAUGUGCAGACAUCAAAAUCUGACCCUUCAGCCAUCAUAGUUAUCCCUAAAAAUGUUUGUGAAAACCCUUUUUUUGAACAACUUCAGAAGAAUCUACAGUUUUAUUUAACAUUUUUUAUAAUGAAAAUGGCUCCUGUUGAUUAAUUUAAAUGACACAUGUAAUAUAUUUCUGUCUAUUUUUGUUUCGGGUGUUAAAAAUUGUUCAAUUAAGCAUGAUGUCACAUUCUAUCCACGUUUAGCUUCAGUGACACACCCACUCAGGGUUCCUCCUAAUGAAAGCUGACAUUUCGGUGUUUUUGUCCGUCUGUACUCGCGCUCAUCUGUCUGACAGUCUUUCUGCGUUGUUUACUGUAACAUUAAAGGGAACAAGCAAAGGCGGAGGCUCUGAAUGUUUUCUUUUUUUUCCUCCGUGAGACUGUUGAAGUCAAGCAUUAUGCUUUUCAGUUUGGAUACUUUCCACGUAAACUUUCUUUCCUUUUCUUGAUUGUCUCCGUUUCAUUCAUCUUCCAUUCCUGCUUUGUCCUCUGCAAGGUCACAGAAAGAUGCUGGAGCCCGUUUAGCCUAAUUUCAGAGGAAAAGGCCCGUUACACCCUGGAGAGGUCGCUGGUCCACCGUGAGGCCACACAAAGACAAACUCACCCCUAAGAGACUAUUUAGAUUCACCAAACAAUGUAAAACAAACUGCUUCCUCAAAAUCGUUUUGUGCCAUUUUACAGUUCAUGGCUCCCGGAAUGUCCAAAAAUUGUACAAUCAAUCAAAUAGAAAUAAAAACCUUUUCUGGC
Messenger RNA from Oryzias latipes (Japanese medaka), 4976 nucleotides. It is a transcript of the gene dalrd3, whose product is annotated as DALR anticodon binding domain containing 3. Gene Ontology annotation, biological process: arginyl-tRNA aminoacylation; tRNA C3-cytosine methylation. The record is from RefSeq and is a predicted model, not a curated record. Lineage: Eukaryota; Metazoa; Chordata; Actinopteri; Beloniformes; Adrianichthyidae. Gene Ontology annotation, molecular function: arginine-tRNA ligase activity; ATP binding; tRNA binding.